Messenger RNA from Papilio machaon (common yellow swallowtail), 793 nucleotides. RefSeq names its product synaptotagmin-4. Gene Ontology annotation, biological process: calcium-ion regulated exocytosis; regulation of calcium ion-dependent exocytosis; vesicle fusion. The record is from RefSeq and is a predicted model, not a curated record. Gene Ontology annotation, cellular component: axon; synapse; membrane. The transcript is spliced from 5 exons. NCBI's taxonomy places the organism in Eukaryota, Metazoa, Arthropoda, Insecta, Lepidoptera, Papilionidae. Gene Ontology annotation, molecular function: SNARE binding; clathrin binding; phosphatidylserine binding. The coding region runs from base 1 to 651 and encodes 216 amino acids.
AUGUUUUUACCCAAGUGUAUCCCAGUUGAUUACCUAUUAUCUAAAAUAAAACAAGCUGAAAAUCGCGAUAGGGUAACUGAUGACGAGAAAAUUGUUUAUAGAUACUCCCGCGACGAGAUAAUUGGCGAGGUGGUGUCGCCGCUGUCGGGGCUGCAGCUGCACAGCGGCGAGGCCAUGGCGCUCUGCCGCGAGAUACAGCCGCGUAGUCUCAAGAUGCGCAGUGUGGGUCGCGGCGAGGUGUUGGUGUCGCUGUGCUGGCAGCCGGCCGCAGCGCGACUCACCGUCGUACUGCUGAAGGCGCGCAAUCUGCCCAAGAUGGACGUCACCGGACUCGCCGACCCGUACGUGAAGAUGUACCUGCUGUACAACGGGCAGCGUAUCGCGAAGAAGAAGACGCACGUGAAGAAGCGCACGCUGAACCCCGUCUUCAACGAGUCGUUCGUGUUCGAGGUGCCGGCAGCGCCCAGCGCCUCCCUCGACCACGUCUCCCUCGAGCUGCUCGUGCUCGACUGGGACCGCGUCACCAAGAACGAGGUGAUAGGUCGGCUGGAGCUCGGCGCGGCCGGCACGGGCAGCGCGCGCCAUCACUGGCGCGAGGUGCAGGCCGCGCCACGUCGACAGAUCGCCGACUGGCACAAGCUCAAGGAGUAAAACACAACUCUUACCCCCAAACUCCCCCACAAACACACCCCUCCCACCCCUCAACACCGUCACUUCUUACCUACACCAACAAUAGCAACCGCUUAAUACGAAUUCAGUUAUGGCUAUCAAAACUGCAGAUUCCGGCUGAACA